Messenger RNA from Dunckerocampus dactyliophorus (ringed pipefish), 7159 nucleotides. RefSeq names its product dedicator of cytokinesis 11 (gene dock11). Bases 154 to 6345 code for a protein of 2063 amino acids. Gene Ontology annotation, molecular function: guanyl-nucleotide exchange factor activity. Lineage: Eukaryota; Metazoa; Chordata; Actinopteri; Syngnathiformes; Syngnathidae. Gene Ontology annotation, biological process: positive regulation of filopodium assembly; small GTPase-mediated signal transduction; positive regulation of GTPase activity. The record is from RefSeq and is a predicted model, not a curated record. The transcript has 55 exons.
AUCAGCAUCACAGGAAGUGGCCGCCCCUCCUCACGACGUCAAACCUCUGGAUAGCUGGUCCACCCCCCGCCAAACACGGUCCACAUCUGGACACAUGCACGCAGGGAUUGUGGAUUUCUACACACACAAACAUUUGACCUUUUGGGGGACACGAUGUCGGAAGUCCGGAAAUUCACCAAGAGGCUGAGCAAACCCGGGACGGCGGCGGAAGUCAGACAGAGUGUCUCGGAGGCGGUGAGGAGCUCCGUGGACCCGGUGGAGCAGCCCAAGAUCAUCGAGCCUCUGGACUAUGAAGCUGUGGUGUUCCAGAGAAAGGCUCAGAUCCACAGCGACCCCCAGCGAGACUUGUUGCUCUGCCCGGUCGACGAUGUCUCGGAGUCCCAAAUAUCACGGCAGAGAAGGACUGUGGUUCCCUCUGUGCCCCAGAAUGCUGAGCGGGAAGCCAGGAGUCUGUUUGCCAAAGAGUGCAUCAAGAUGUACAACACCGACUGGCAUGUCAUCAACUACAAAUAUGAGCCUUAUUCUGGUGACUUCCGCAUGUUGCCGAGCAAAGGCCUCAAGGCGGACAAGCUAGCCACUCACGUGUUUGAGGUUGAUGAAGAUGCAAAAGAUGAGGAUACGGCGUCACUGUGCUCCCAGAGAGGUGGCAUCAUGAAGCAGGGGUGGCUUCAGAAAGCCAACAUUAACAGCAGCCUGUCCGUGUCCAUGAGGGUGUUCAAGAGGAGGUACUUCUACCUGUCCCAGCUGCCUGACGGCUCCUACAUUCUCAACUCCUACAAGGAUGAGAAGCAUUGCAAGGAAACCAAAGGCUCCAUCUACCUGGAUUCAUGUAUUGACGUUAUUCAGAGCCCUAAAAUGCGGCGUAAUGGCUUUGAGCUGAAGAUGCAGGACCGCUACAGCCACUUUCUGGCAGCUGACAGCGAAGCCGAGAUGGAGGAGUGGGUGACCACACUCAAACAGGCCCUACAGAGCAGCACCGAGGCCGGCCAGGAGAGGAGGAAUGGCGCAGAGUCCCUGGAUGGCUCCUUGGAUGAUGACACCACCAGCCAAGGAAAAAGCGAGAGCCUACUGGAAGGUCUCGGCAGGAACCUACAACCUGAGCUCACAAAGUAUACCAGGGAGACAGACCAGCUCAAUAAGAUAAACCGGAAUGAAGGCAGGCAAAAGCUUUUCUGUCUGGAUCCCGAGACACAGAGGCUGGACUUUUCGGGUAUCGAGCCAGAUGUGAAGCCGUUUGAGGAGCGCUUCGGCCGUCGCGUCGUGGUCGGUUGCCACGACCUGACCUUCAGUCUGCAGGGCUGCGUCAGUGAGAAGGGCGACGGCGUCCUCACCAAUGUGGAGCCGUUCUUCAUCAGCCUGGCGCUUUUUGACAUCUCCAAGAACUGUAAAAUCUCUGCCGACUUCCACGUUGACCUCAACCCGCCCUGCGUGAGGGAAAUGCUGACCGACACCUCGGGUCAGCUCUCGCCUUGCUCAGACUCCGAGGGGGGAGGAGGAGGGAGAGGCAGGGGUGGUGGGGGAGGCCGGGCUUUAAUGAGCGGGGACGCCGGGAGGGGGAAUGGCCUGCUUGUUCUUCAAAGGGUGUCGGAGACUCUGCUGCACUUUCCUACACAGGCUAUCUUUUCAGUAACCAACCCACAUGCUGAUAUCUUUCUGGUGGCCCGUGUGGAGAAGGUGUUGCAGAAUGGCAUCACCCACUGUGCCGAGCCAUACAUAAAGACCUCUGAUAUCAACAAGACCGCACAGAAGGUCCUCAAGGCAGCCAAACAGACAUGCCAACGACUUGGCCAGUACAGGAUGCCUUUUGCUUGGGCUGCUAAGCAGGUGUUUAAGGACGCUCAGGGAAGCCUCGACAUGGACGGGAAGUUUUCUCCACUCUACCGGCAGGACAGCAGCAAAAUCUCCACUGAUGACAUCCUCAAGCUGCUGGCUGACAUCAGGAAACCUGAGAAGAGCAAGCUUCAGACCAUCCCUGGACAGCUGAAUGUCACCAUUGAGUGUGUCCCGCCCGACUUCUCAAACACGGUGACCUCCUCUUACAUUCCCGUGAAGCCCUUCGAGGAAAGCUGCGAGCGUGUGUCCGUGGAAGUGGAGGAGUUUCUCCCCGAUGAGGCGAAGUACAACUACCCUUUCACUACAUACAAGAACCAGCUCUACAUCUACCCUCUGCAACUCAAAUACGACAACCAGAAGAGCUUCACCAAGGCAAGAAACAUUGCAGUCUGCAUACAGUUUUUGGAUUCUGAUGAAGAAGGUGCAACCCCUUUAAAGCUUAUCUAUGGCAAACCUGGAGACUCCCUCUUCACCAACAGUGCCUAUGCAGCCGUCCUGCACCACAACCAAAGUCCAGAAUUCUACGAUGAGGUAAAGAUGGAUUUGCCGGUCCACUUGCAUGAAAAACACCACAUCCUCUUCAGUUUUUACCACAUCAGCUGUGAGUCAAGCACCAAAACCAGCAGCAAGAAGAGAGAGGGCGUAGAGUCUCUGGUGGGGUACUCAUGGUUGCCUCUGCUGAAAGAUGGCAGGAUGCAGUCCACAGAGCUCCAGCUACCUGUAGCUGCAACCUUGCCUCCUGGAUACCUCUGUCAGGACACCAGAAAGUCGCAGCCGGAUAUCAAGUGGGUGGAAAAUGCAAAGCCACUGUUCAAAAUGAGAAGCCGUGUUGCAUCAACAAUAUAUGCUCAGGACCUACAUCUCCACAAGUUCUUCCUGCAUUGUCAACUCAUGAGGACCACAUCAGAAGACAACCAGGCAGAGCUCAUUAAAUACCUGAAGUGCCUGCAUGCCAUGGAGACGCACGUCAUGGUCAACUUCCUGCCCAUGGUACUGAUGCAGCUGUUUGAGGUGCUCUCAGCAGCCACCAAGGAAGCCCAGCAGAUUGCAGUCAACUCUCUUCGUGUUGUCAUACAUGUAGUCUCUAGAUGUCAUGAGGAAGGGCUGGAAAACUACCUGCGUUCUUUUGUCAAGUACGUGUUUGUGUACAACAAGCCUACGUCUGGAAACGCUGCGUACACCCACGAGGUGCUAGCUACGGCGGUCACAGCCAUUCUCAAGCAGACGGCAGAUUUCAACACGAGCAACAAGCUGCUCAAGUACUCAUGGUUCUUCUUUGAAACAAUGGCGAAAUCUAUGGCCCAGUACCUGCAAGAGGAAAACCGCAUGAAGAUGCCGAGGGCCCAGCGCUUCCCGGACAUGUUCUACCAGGCUCUGCAGUCACUGGUACUCUCCAUCAUGCCUCACAUCACCGUUCGCCACAUGGAGAUCCCCGAGGAAGCACGCUGCAUCAACCUGAGCUUGGCCAAUUUCAUCAAGAGGUGCCUGACUUUCAUGAACAGGGGGUUUGCUUUUACCCUCAUCAACCACUACAUGUGCCACUUCACUCUCAAAGAUCCAAAGGUCCUGACCGAAAUGAAGUUUGACUUCCUGAUGGUGGUGUGCAACCACGAGCAUUUCAUCCCCCUGAACCUGCCCAUGGCAUUUGGGCGCACCAAGCUGCAGAGGGUGCAAGAUUUUAUUCCGUAUGCGACGGAGCUUUUUGGCCCUGUAGAGCAGAGUCUGGAGUUCAGCUUGACUGAGGAAUACUGCCGCAACCACUUCCUGGUAGGCCUGCUGCUCCGAGAAGUGGCGGCGACCCUGCAGCAGGGGCCCGAGGUCCGGCAACUUGCCGUGAGUGUGCUCAAGAACCUGCUGAUUAAACACGCCAUGGAUGACCGCUACACGGCCUUCAAGAACCAGCAGGCCAGGAUCUGUUUGCUCUAUCUCCCUCUAUUUGAGCUGCUUUACCAAAACCUGAAGCAGCUGUCCGCCCAGCCAUACAUCUCCAGCCCCGGACUGGCCCUCAAUGGCUCCAGAGAUGACCUUAUAUCAAACAGUUCUUCAGACAGCAGGAGAAUCAGCACUGCCAUAGAGCGAGAUCACGGUCCGCCCGCCCUUAACGGCCAUGUGAGGAGGGAUGACUCCAGAGGCUCUCUGUUUAUGGAUCCUGGGACGCCAGAUAGCAUUGAGAGACGUGGUUCCACCAUGAGCAGCAGUCCCGGGGCCUCCGUCGGGCGUCUGGGCCCCUACGAGAUCAGGGGCCUCCUGUUUGCCUUCCUGCACGUGGCAAAGACUUUGUCAGAGGAUACUCUAAUGGCCUACUGGAACAAACUCAGCCCUCAAGACAUCAUGAACUUCCUCAAUUUGCUUGAGACCUGUCUGGUUCAAUUUCGUUACGUUGGAAAGAGGAACAUCAGCCGGAGUCAGGAGACAUGCAUGUCCAAGCUGUUCUUGUCUGACAGGAAGUCGCAGACAAUGCCGGCCAUGCGCUGCAACCGUGCAAGCGGUCUUCAUACCAAAAUAAACCAGUUUAACACCAUGGAGGCCUCGCUCACUCUCAACAUAGGGACGGGGCCGUCUGAAGCAGAAAUUCAUCAUCAGGCUGUGCUUGAGGGUAACAUCUCCACUGAGGUUUGCCUAAGUGUUCUGGAUGUCCUUUCACUUUUCACCCAGUAUUUUAAGACCCAGCUGCUGGACAGUGACGGUCACAACCCAAUGAUGAGGAAGGUGUUUGACGUGUACCUGACCUUCCUCAAAGUGAGCCAAUCAGAAGCCGCUUUCAGGCAUGUAUUUGCUGCCCUGCGAGCAUUCAUGAACAAGUUCCCUUCAGUGUUGUUCAAAGGUCGUGUGACCCUUUGUGAGCUUCUGUGCUGCGAGGUGCUCAAGUGCUGCGUCUCCAAGAUGGCGUCCCUGAGGGCCGAGGCCUCUGCGCUGCUCUACCUGCUCAUGAGGAACAACUACGAGUACACCAAAAGGAAGACCUUCCUGCGCACACACCUUCAGAUCAUCAUAGCUGUUAGCCAGCUGAUCUCCGACGUGGCGCUCAGCGGUAGCUCUCGCUUCCAGGAGUCGCUCUCAAUCAUCAACAACUUUGCAAACAGCGACAAGGCAAUGAAGUCCACAGUGUUCCCCUCGGAAGUAAAGGGUCUAACGAAGCGCAUCCGCACGGUGCUGAUGGCCACGGCCCAGAUGAGGGAGCACGAGAAAGACCCGGAAAUGUUGCUAGACCUGCAAUACAGCCUGGCCCGGUCCUAUGCUAGCACUCCCGAGCUGAGACGGACUUGGUUGGACAGCAUGGCCCGCACACACCUCAAGAAUAAUGACCUCUCAGAGGCGGCGAUGUGCUAUGUUCAUGUGGCUGCGCUGGUUGCGGAGUACCUGCACCGGAAAAAGUUGUUCCCCAGCGGGCUUGCUGCCUUCAAAAAGAUCACGCUGAACAUUGAGGAGGAGGCCGCCAUGAAGGAAGACACGGGGAUGCAAGAUAUUUACUACACCGAGGAAGUCCUGGUGGAGCACCUGGAGGUGUGCGUGGAAGCUCUGUGGAAAGCUGAGCGCUAUGAGCUCAUCACUCACAUCGCCAAACUGGUGAUCCCGUGUUAUGAGAAGCGUCAUGAUUAUGAGAAAUUGAGCCGACUGUAUGACACGCUGCACAGAGCCUACAACAAGAUCAUGGAGGUGAUCCAAUCAGGUCGCAGGCUGCUCGGAACCUACUUCAGAGUUGCCUUUUAUGGACAGGGCUUCUUCGAGGAGGAGGAUGGGAAGGAGUACAUUUACAAGGAGCCCAAACUCACCGGUCUGUCCGAAAUCUCCCAGCGACUUUUGACGCUCUACGGGGAAAAGUUCGGGCCUGAAAAUGUCAAGAUCAUUCAAGACUCAAACAAGGUCAACUCCAAAGACCUGGACCCCAAGUUUGCCUACAUGCAGGUGACCUUCGUCAAGCCCUACUUUGAGGAGAAGGAGGCGCCGGAGAAAAAGACGGACUUUGAGAAGUGUCAUAACAUCAACCGCUUUGUGUUUGAGACGCCGUACACGCUGACGGGCAAGAAGCAUGGUGGCGUGGAGGAGCAGUGCAAGAGGAAGACCGUGCUCACAACGGCCAACACCUUCCCUUAUGUGAAGAAGCGAGUGGAGGUGGUCGCGGAGAAGCAAGUGGACCUCCGGCCGGUGGACGUGGCCAUUGACGAGAUGAGGUCCCGCACGGCUGAGCUGCUCAAGCUGUGCUCCAGCGCCGAGGUGGACAUGAUCCAGCUGCAGCUCAAACUGCAGGGUUGCGUUUCUGUGCAGGUGAACGCUGGCCCCAUGGCCUACGCCAGAGCCUUCCUACAUGACAGCAAGUCCAACCAGGCUGGGGGCAAGAAAGUGAAAGAGCUUAAAGAUAUUUUCAGACGUUUUGUGGAGUCGUGCAGCAUGGCUCUGGAUAUCAACGAGCGUCUCAUCAAAGAGGACCAGUUUGAGUACCACGAGGGCCUCAAGGCCAAUUUCAAAGACAUGGUGAAGGAGCUCUCUGACAUCAUCCAUGAGCAGCUUUAAAGGAGAACAGAUCUACCAGGAGGGUAUGAUGCGCUCGCUCCUGCAAAACUCCCUCCACGUGUUCCAUGCUAUCAGCGGGACCUGCUGACCUCGGCUGACUGUUACCCCUUCAUGAUAUUCCACCACCCUUAAGUGUCGCAGCUCUCCUCCCUCUGUGCCCACUUUCUGCCUGCCUGCCAAGACGAGGACGCCAUCAGGUUGCAUUUCUACUGGAUGUGCAGCUGAAGAAUGUAAUGCAGCAUAAGUCAUGCUGAUAUGCACUGCACUUUUUAAAUUUUGUUUUUUUUCCUAGGCGACAAAUUGCAGGACUGACUCAUGUUGCCCUCAAGGGAUAUUAAAGCCAUUAUGCCGCCCCGCUAUCACCCUUCACAUCUAUGCAGGAUACCUCCUGAUGAAUGCUCGCAUGUUCCCACUGCUAUUAAACAAAGGCUAAAAGGAAAACAGCCAGCAACUAAAACACAUGAGUCACGUUUAAAGAGCGUCAAGCAGCUUCAUGUGUAAACAGGCACUCAAGGCAGAGCCUGUGUUGCAUCUGGAAUGUUGCUAAGCAAACAAUGGCAGCCUAAUGACACAUGCCUUGGUUCCCUCACUUGCAAUUGAUAGUCUUUCACAAGUGCUACACUGAAAAUGUGCAUAAUGUACAUAUCGUGUCACUGUGCUGUACAUUUUAUUCCAUGUUAAUGUUUGUAAGUACUGUGUGUAUGUAAUAUGGUCACAUGUUGCACUCUGGAACCUCAUUUUUUUAAUUAUUGCAUACAGGAGUGCAGUUCCUUGUUAAAAUCAUUAGAUAGCUUUUUUUCCUAAUAAAUGACAG